Molecule: messenger RNA, 3995 nt
Organism: Doryrhamphus excisus (bluestripe pipefish)
Lineage: Eukaryota; Metazoa; Chordata; Actinopteri; Syngnathiformes; Syngnathidae
Source: RefSeq, a predicted model, not a curated record
AUGCCGCAGUACAGCAGUUGUUGGACUAGUGUACAUGUGCUGGCGUCUUAUCGCAGGGGCGAGUCAUGCGUCAGCUUGCGAGCAGAGGUCGACUCCGGGCAGAAAAGCAGUUUGCCGUCUCCUGUCACUGCUUUCAUUUGGACCUUUGCCGCACCUCUCGGAAGUACGGUGCCACUGGCCAGCGCCGAUAAGAAGGGCCUUCAAGUGGGUGGCGAGCUUUCCGGUGGUCUGCAAGUGGGGUCCCAGCAGCAGAACCAGCAGCUCCUCCUGACUCCAGCCAGCCUCCAGCUUGCUCAACUCCAGGCCCAUCUCACCCUCCAUCGCCUCAAGCUGGCUCAGGGGAACAACACUGCCACCGCCGCCACUGUUCUCAAUCAGGUUCUUUCCAAUGUUGCGAUGUCCCAGCCCCUCUUCAAUCAACUGCGGAACCCCCAGGUUGGCUUCCCCACUGGGGUGCUUGGUUUUCCCACGUCUAAUUCAGCUUUAGGGGCAACGGGAUUCAACCAAAACGCAGGGAACGUGAGGCUGAACCAUCACGGUGGAGGGACCACAGUGGGACAACAGGGCGUGGAUUUUGGUAAAAAAUCUGGGCUUACAUACCCAUCAGAUAUUGACCGGCGUCUUCAGUACAACUUGGGAGGGGUGCCUGUAUCUUCAAGUCCUGCUGGUGAAACACAUUAUUCGUCCAUUAACACUAAACAACUGAACAAUGUUGCUUUCAAGCAAGAUUUCUAUCGACAGGAUAUGUCUGGCCAACAAGCUGGAUUUAGUCUCUGUGAUCAGAACAUGAACCUCUAUAAUUGUACCGGACAGAAGGAGCAAUGGAAAGGUCCGGCUAACUUGAGUCAAACUGCCAAUGCGGCGAUGAAUUCUGAUGUGGCCACCGUUUGGACCGCAGCCGGGCAGGCCAUGAGAUCCAGAAAGGAACUGUAUAACCCAGAGGAGCCGACCUCUGACCCCAAAUUCAAUCCCAAGAGUGGGAUUUCCUCUUUCGGGACAAGCGACAUUCAAGGCUAUAAGGGUUACCAAACCGUACAUGGCGCUGAGGACACGCUAUGUUCAGGUACCAGGACUCUUCAGGCUUACCAAGUCAAUGACUACCACGCUGUCACACCCACUCAACUGCCACACCAGUGCAGCAUCUGUGACAAGAAAGUUUAUAACCUCAAGGACUGGGACCAGCACGUUAAAGGAAAACUACACUUGCAGAACCGAAUGUUGUACAUCAACGAAGGUACGGCAGUGGUACCCGCCGGGGCUGCUCAUUACGCGCUUGGUAGGCCCUCCGAUGGAGCUCUUAACGCAGGGGAGACAAACUCGUUGAGCUACGCAGCUGCAGGUCAAGAUGUAUCCUUAGGAGUCAACGCCUCGUACUUGCCAGCUGCAGCCAUGAAGAAUUACCCUUUGCCAAACACGGGAUUCACGCCACUGCAGCCAGAGUCAAAGUCUUUUCCACCAAGGAAGUCAACCACCGGACGUGUCGUUCACAUCUGCAACCUCCCUGAAGGCAGUUGCACCGAGAAUGACGUCAUAAACCUGGGAAUUCCCUUUGGCAAAGUAACCAAUUACAUCCUGAUGCGCUCUACCCAUCAGGCCUUUCUGGAGAUGGCCUACAUCGAAGCAGCUCUGGCCAUGGUUCAAUACUAUCAACUGACACCAGCUACGAUAAACAACCAGAAACUUCUCAUUCGGAUGUCUAAACGGUACAAGGAGCUGCAGCUGAAGAAACCAGGUAAAGAUGUUCAGGCAAUCAUACAAGAUAUUGCUUCUCAGCGGGAAAGAGACGAAAUGCAAGAACUUCAACACUACAUGCCAGACAGAGCACGCUCCCGCAGCCCCAUCAGUCGCUCCUUGAGCCCUCACUCGCACAGUCCCAGUUUUACCUCAUGCAGCUCGGCCCACAGCCCCCAGGCAGCACCAUGCAGGGGUCACGAAAGAGGCAGCAAUGGUCUAGGCCAACGUCGAGGCUCUUGGGAUUGGUCAUCACACUUUAGACGAGCGGACGAUGAAAAGGAAAGGGAUGAAUCUCGAAGAAAUGGCAGCAGCGCCGAUAGCGACCGACCCAACGAAAGACCGUCUGAUCGCUGGAAAUCCUACGGGAAACCUUCCGAGUAUGUCAUCCCGCGGUCUGUGGAUGAGCGAGGAGGAGAUGAAGGGAUGAGAACAAACAGAGACUUCCCACGAGGGAGCCCUCAAGGCAAUGUCUUCAACUCCUACAGGAACAUGGAUGACAACUUCUACGUGAGGUCCGACAAGGUCACCAGAUCUCCAUACCAAAGACACCAAGAUACCAAGUCAAAGAGGAGGAAUGGUGGCGAUUACCACAGUAGGUCACGGCAUCCGGAGAACGAGAUGACUGAUGAAGUGCUUCACAGAACGUCAGAGGAAAAGAAGCAGGGUUCCCCUAACAGAGGGAGGAGUAGGAAGCCAAGCAGAAGGUGCGCCAGUGUGGAGAAACAUGGCAGCCCCACAGAACAUACUGAUGGUCCAUCUAAGGAACGUGCGUCACCUCAGAGCAGCAACAAGUCAAAAGAUGCUACUGAUUCUUCCAAAGUCAAGGAAAUUGAGAAGGCGUUGGAAAGUGAAGAAAACACUGAUGACGAGUCCUGGUAUCCCAAGCACAUCGAGGAAUUUCUCACAGUUGAUGAAGUAGGUGGAGAAGAUGACUCCAUUAUUGAGCCUGACCUUCCGGAGCUGGAAGAGGAUUUGACUACUUCUAAAGAAUCUGCAGAGGAACAAACACAAACAAUACAGGAGUCUGUACUGUUGCCUUCCCCGCCUUUGAAGGAGCAGAACACAUCUGUCGAGGAAUCGAUCAAGGAACAAACCUGUGAGGAUCCAGAAGUCCCGACAGAAACUCCUGAAGCUGAGAAAGCAGUUUUAGCUGACACCAAUGUAGACGAACAAGUACAGUGUAUGACGACUCCCGAGCCACCUACCACCAACCUGAGUGACUUUCCAAAUGAAGAGUUCAAGGUUGCACUGGAGGAGACCACCGCUGAGGACAAAAUCACAGACAGUGGGCCCUUAGAAGAACCAGUAAAGAACCAUAUUGAAAUAUCCGAGGAAGAAUGCAAGGUCCAGGAUGUAGUUCAGGUCACAGAGACCAGCUCUAAGGUGACACAACAUCAGGACAACAUUGUGAAAAAAGAGAUUGAAGCCCCCUUGUUGUCCAUUGAGCAAGACAAAGUUGCCAUUGAACACAUCAUCCCUUUGGGAGUGGAGUUUAUUGAGCCAAGGACCGGUUUCUUCUGUAAACUUUGUGAGCUAUUCUACACCAGUGAGGAGACUGCAAAGAUGAGUCAUUGCCGCAGCACGGUACACUACAGGAACCUGCAGAAAUACCUGUCACAGCUUGCACAAGAGAGUCUGAACCUGGGAUUUUCAACUACGCAGUGACAUCACUUGGACUUGUAUACCAAGCGACACAAGUGUAAUGUGUUUAAUGUACAAUACAUGCAACAAACUUGAGUCAAGUGGACACUCGUGCUGGAUUUAGGAUAUUGGUGGAAUAAAACUUGAAUAAUCAAUGUUACUGACAAUUUAAACAAAAAAAAUCAUUUGAAUUUUGUACAUAUUAGAGUAAGUGUAUUUAUUUGUAUUUUUUCUUAUUCUUGGACUGUUUGUGAACUGGAUUCUUGGACACAUGUUUAAUGUGUCACUAAUUCAACCGCUUUGAAGACUCUGAUUUCCAGUUUGGUCUGUGAAUUGUCCAAAUGACAAUAUUAGCUGUAGGGCUGAAUAGUUAUUUAAAAUGCCAAUGAAUGUUUUUUCCUCAGAUAAAACUGAGGCAGAUUCUCAGGGUCAUCGUAUUUGUUGGAAUAGAUUUCAGUUUCCUACUUACAAUUUCUUGAGUCUUUGUACUGCUUUAAUUGUUUUUGUUGGUUCUAUUCUUGUGUGCACUACUGUUGUGUCUCAGAUACAAGGUCACAUCCUUUGUAUGUCUAUGCAAACAAUUUCUUCCAUUUAUAAAUGUCACAUUAAAAUUUUGACAU